Messenger RNA from Thermothelomyces thermophilus ATCC 42464, 1542 nucleotides. RefSeq lists its product as uncharacterized. The record is from RefSeq and is a predicted model, not a curated record. Lineage: Eukaryota; Fungi; Ascomycota; Sordariomycetes; Sordariales; Chaetomiaceae. Gene Ontology annotation, molecular function: NADP binding; oxidoreductase activity, acting on the CH-OH group of donors, NAD or NADP as acceptor; NAD binding. The transcript has a single exon. The coding region runs from base 488 to 1363 and encodes 291 amino acids.
AGGCAAGCAUGGAGCCAAGGAACCGAGAUUGCCUGAAAUCUCGGGUGCAGUUGUCAUGUUAUGGAAGGUGAAUUCUGCAUUAAGCCCUCUUACUAGUUGCUCGCGGCUGCCAUUUGUAAGCUUUGCCUUCCGAGUUUCAAGAUAAAGUACCCGGUAAAAGAUGCCGGUGAUGGGGAAGGAUUUCCCCACCAACUCCCGAUGCGAUUACCAUCUCACAUUGGGUAUAAGAAGGAACGACAGGUUGACGUUGUAGCGAACCUUGAGCUGUUCACGCAACGAACAACCUAAAUCCGGAGAAAAACUAUCUAUCCUCAUAACGCAACCCAGUAUUAGAACCUACUAUAUCUCACUUUGACCUGCGUCUUGACACUCCCAACAUGGCUCCGAAAGUCUUUUGGAUCGGCCUGGGGAACAUGGGCCGGGUAAGCCCCCAGGUGCCGAAUGCUCAGGCAAAGGCAACAAUGUUUUCUAACACAACGACUAGGGAAUGGCCAAGAACGUCGUGGAAAAGGCGGAGGUCGAACACCCCGUCCUCAUUUACAACCGCACUAAGCAGCGCUCCAUCGACUUCGCCGAGAAGCUCCCCGCCGGAAAGACAGAAAUCUCGGACUCGAUCCCUGAGGGCGUCGCCAAAGCUGACGUUAUCUUCACGAUCCUCGCUAAGGACGACAUCGUUGAAACCGUAGUCGACACGAUUCUGGAGGCGGGCGACGUCAAAGGCAAGCUCUUUGUGGAGUGCUCAACCAUCCACCCCGACACCACGGCACGCGUCGCCAAGCGGUUUCUGGAGCGCGGCGCCGAAUUCGUUGCCGCCCCGGUGUUUGGCGCACCAGCCAUGGCCGAGGUCGGGCAAUUGGUCGGCGUCCUCGCAGGUCCCAGGGCAUCAGUUGAGAAGGCCCGCCAGUUCUUUAAGGGUGUCAUGGCUAGAAGCGAGAUCGACAUGAGCGACGAGCCCUACGAGAAAGCGCUCACGCUGAAGCUCAUCGGCAACACCUUUAUUCUGAACAUGGUCGAACAACUGUCCGAGGGUUUGGUGCUGUCCGAGAAGUCAGGCCUCGGCACGCAGUACUUGCACCAGUUCGUCGAGAACAUAUUCCCGGGUCCGUUUGUGGCUUAUUCGAACCGCAUUCAGUCCGGGGCGUACCAUCGAAUGCCGUACCCGCUUUUCCCUGUUGACCUGGCCAGGAAGGACGCCAGGCACGCAUUUAGUUUGGCCGAGGCCUGCGGCGUGCGCAUGAGGAACCUUGAGGUAGCCGAUGCGCACCUGGCGGCAGUAAAGGAGCACGACGGGGAAAAGGGCGACAUUGCUGGGAUUUACGGCGCUCUCAGGGCAGAGUCGGGGCUGAAGUAUGAAAACAACUGAUGGUUGGGGCUGGCCGAAUUGGCGCGCGGCAGGUCCAUCGUGAGUCGGGCUGUGGGUUAGACAAAGUCUAGAGGAGUCCUAAGCAUUUCCAUUGCCGGCAAGUGAUUGGAGUUGAGGAGCUCGAACCUGGACAGGUGAUGGCGAGACUCAAAUACGGAUUACCUUGGUUUGCUCCGUAA